This is a messenger RNA of Lytechinus pictus (painted urchin), 8583 nucleotides long. Its product is annotated as protein phosphatase 1 regulatory subunit 37-like. Gene Ontology annotation, cellular component: lamellipodium; plasma membrane. The record is from RefSeq and is a predicted model, not a curated record. The transcript has 13 exons. NCBI's taxonomy places the organism in Eukaryota, Metazoa, Echinodermata, Echinoidea, Temnopleuroida, Toxopneustidae. The coding region runs from base 53 to 2128 and encodes 691 amino acids. Gene Ontology annotation, biological process: cell migration; regulation of Arp2/3 complex-mediated actin nucleation. Gene Ontology annotation, molecular function: protein binding.
GGAAACAUGCACUGAUGAGCUUUGUGCCGCUUACCAAGCUGGAUGUGCACAGAUGAAAGUCAAACCAAGUCAGAGUAUCAUUCGACAACUCCAGACGGUGAAGGAUUUCACAGUUCGAGCAGAAAGUCUCAAUCUUCAAGGUGAAAAGCUAGAUCUAAAAGCUGUGGAGACCUUAGAGGAGGUAUUCAAAAGGGUUCAGUUCAACACUAUAGAUGUGGAAGGCACAUCGAUGGAUGAUGAGGCUACCAUGGCAAUGUGUGACAUGAUAGAGUUUUAUCAGUCUACAUGUAAGCUCAUCUAUGCAAGUAAUAGAUCUAUUGGGUUCAGAGGUUGGCAAGCAGCCUCAAGGCUUCUUAGAAGGACACCCUGUCUGCACACGUUUGAUGCCAGAAACACCUGUUGGACAGAACAUAGUAUGCCUGCAAUGUCAAGGGCUAUGAGAGUUGAUUCUUCCAUCACAGCACUGCACCUAGAGGCUUGUAACCUUUCUGGCAGACCACACUUUCUACUCAUGUCAGCUUUACGUACAAACUCAACCCUGAGGGAGAUAUUCCUCGCAGACAAUCGUUUGAUGCCCUCUGAUGCAAUCCAUAUUGGUGGAAUGUUACGACACAACUCUGGUCUCAAACUCCUUGAUCUUAGAAAUAACAAUAUACAGGAUACAGGUCUAUCCCACAUAAGCAAUGGUCUAUCAGCUCAGUCUAAGGGAGGUCUCUCAACUCUUGUUCUCUGGAAUAAUCACAUCACUCAUAAUGGUGUAGCUCACCUUGGUAAAGCAUUGAUAAAGUCUACCAAUCUUGAAACUCUGAAUCUUGGUCAAAACAACCUUGGAACCGAUGGAAUCCAUUUCUUGAAGGAUGGUCUUAUGAAGAAUAAAGCUUUGAUGAGACUGGGUUUAUAUGCAUGCAAGAUAUCUGAUGAAGGUGCAGUAGCCUUGGCUGAAUACCUAGCUGACAACUGUUAUCUGAUGAGACUUGAUUUAAGAGAAAAUGACAUACGGACCGGAGGCAUGAUGGCGCUAUCACUCUCGUUAAACGUCAAUACUAUUCUGCUUAGACUAGACCUUGAUAAAGAUGUCAAGAAAGAAUCACUCAAAGGGUAUGAAGAACUCCAACAAUCUCUCCUGUCUGAAAUAUGCAGUCACCUCUCACGGAAUCGAACUAUCCUUGAACAUCAUCAAAAAGAAGAGGAGGAGCGAGCAAAGAAUGCCUAUGCAAAUCAAAAGGCACAAUCAGAAAAGACAGACAAUGAAAUAGUUAAUGCAACUUCAGAUCCCAAAGUUAAUGAAAUGAGUAGACAGGAAGUAGUAAGAGAUACUAGGGACCCUUUGAUGGGCAUUGAGAGUGCUCAAGAGGCACUUGUGGUCUUAGGAAGCAGACCUAAAAGUGGGCAAAAGACCCAGAAACCAAGCAAAGAUGUCAAACCACAAGAAGUAGGAGGAUCAAGCAUUGUGAGUGGUCUAGAACAAAACGGGGAAGUAAAAGAAAUUUUGCCAUCGUCUAUGCUAUUAGUAACUUCAGCAAUACCAUUACAGAGUCAUUCAGAAGGAGAAUCAAUAUCAACUCAAGAACUUUCAUCAGAAGUAUCAUCAUCUUCAUUAUCUACAGUCUCUGCUUCCAGUUUACCAUCAAGUCAACCCCAAACAGCUCCUGAAGGAGAGAAUCUUUUCAACUCUGAUCACUCACCAUCAGUCAUUCCGUUGCUUGCUCAUAGCUCGAGAAGUGGAAGUAUUACAAAAAUUGAAAUCCCCAAGGACGAAUCUAAACUUCUUCACAGUGACAGCAUCGAUGUCGAAUCUCCAACAUCUCCUACGAACUUGAAACCAUUGGAUAUUCCCAGUGCAAUCCCAGAUGUCAAUGAAGAACAAGUGGGGCAAUCAGUAGGAGUGAAGACGGUUGUUGGGAGGGCGAUCGGAGAAGCAGGAGAGGUACCGAGUCCUGAUACAGAACCGUUCGGAAGAGGGGUGCCAUUGAAUAUAGAUGGAAAGAUCGGAAAUAGACUAAUGGCUGGAAUGACUGAGAAUCUAUUUGUACCAGUGCAAUCUGGAAAGAUUAAUGUUGACCCAGAACCUUCACCAGACUUGGAGAGGGAUAUUGAUCAUAUGCUUGCUGCUGCUCAUGGCUUAUAGAAAGGUGCCAUCGGCCGCAGUACUUCAGGACAGGAUGUGUUAUAGUUGCUCAAUCAUGGAAUUGACACCAACUUGUCUUGAUAGGCUGUCUUAUUAAUGUAGAUGCAAUGGAACCAAUCACAUUGCCCGCUGAUAUGUUUCGUGUGAUUUGACCAACUCAUCGAACAGUUAACAUUUAACAGUAACCAACUUGUUAAGAAAUCUGAUCAAGUCUUAAGUCGAACUCUAAGCAAGGCAUGAUUAACGGUUCGGAAAUCUUAUCAACAAGAUUUAUAAUGACCAUAAUAAUUGAAAUUCACUUUUUUUAUCAGAACUGUUUUCAUGAUUAUCAAAUGACUUAGAGAAUGUAUAUGUAAUGUUGAGGUUUAAUGAUAUACCUUGGUCUAAUAUUUUGAUGAAUUCAAUAGAUAAUAAACCUCUGUCAAGGUGAUAAAACCAACUGUCUUUAGGCCUUAGGUAAUCUGAAUGAAGUCAACUGCCCAUAGCUGAGCAAGUGAUAGUAUGUCUCUGAAAGGGGAUCAUUUGUCUUAUUAUAUAAAGGGAGAAAAGGGAGCCUCCCUAACUGCCCCGUAUGACAUUAACAGCAAAUAUAAUAAUUAUGAUCAAAUCAACCUAGGAAAGCAUUGUUGAGUAUUUGUUAUGGCUUCCUCCCUUAACAUUUGAUAGUUGAUAAUCCAUAGUGCAACACACUUUUAUUUAACAUGUAGUCAAAUGACUGAAUAGAUCACUUAAACAAAGACAGUCAUUAUCAAAUUUGAAAUUAAUAUGUUGAGUUUUAUAUUGAGUUAAAAUGAGAUAAUUGGAAGGAAAUAUUCUUAAUAUCUUUUCUGGAGUCUCUCUUUAUUUUGUAAAUCUGUUUCCAUUUAGCCAUUCUGUAAAACCUCUGCUUUGCAUCCUUCUACUUUUACAACAUGUACACAUUUUAAUCUGACAUAUGAGAAUCCACCGAAUUGGUAAUGGUGUCAGAGCUCUUCAGUAGUAAUGUUUUGUGUUUUCCAUAUGCAUGUAGAAUGAAAUUUAUAGCUAAAUUUGACAUUAAUCAUGCAGUCCUUUCAUUGCUUACAGAUGAAGUAUAGCAAACUACCCAAACUGAUAUGUAAAGUUGUUUUUUGUUUCGUAUUCUGUGAAUAAGAUUUGUUCUAUGCUAUCUGUGCUUCAGUACUAAUGAGAAAACCAAAGUUUUCAAAUACGUCACAGGGAUAAUCAAAGGGGUCAUGAAAAAUUCAUCACUAUUUCAGUUUCUUAUAUUAUUUCCCGUUGUGAUACUUCUUUGAGACCUAUGGUAAUUAUAUUCCAUACAUGUGUACAACAUUCAAUUUUAAUAUCUCAGUAAAUAUAUUUGUUAGCAAUUCUUAGAAAAGAAUUCCUUGUAACAGUCAGACUGCAGGUCCCAAGAAAGUGGCUUGUUUCAUCCAAGUGAUAUUCAUGACUUGAGAUGUUUUGCAUAUUUAAUGAGCUUGAUGCGGACCAAAACACCUCUUUUCAUUCGGUCAUUGCUGCUCUAAUUGUGCAUCGAAUUUCAUGAAUUUGGUACCAUUGUAAAGAAGAAGAAUCAUUCUUUCAGGUCAUGUGUUUGGAUUUAUUCAAAGAUUUUGUAAUAUAGGUUAAUAUUUUGAUCUAAAAUAUGCUACAAAAUAAAUAUUUUCACCUGACAAAAGCUGCUAUUUUCACACUUUAUUUUUUGUGAUCUUGACCCGAUUAAAAGGUGCCGCAUAUCAAGAGUGGCAUUGUGAGAAAGUACAGAAGUUCAGCUUUAUGUUGAUAUAGAUAUCAUUGAGGCUCAAAAUAAAAAGUUUUGCACAAUUUGCAAAAGAAAACAGAGGAAGAAAAUUCAGUAUUGAGGCACAUUUUCAGGCCAGAAAUUUACUUAUUUAACAAAAUAUUGUGUUUUCUUUUUUUAUCAGCUAUUUAUUUUUUUAGCUCUAUAUUGGGGCCAAUGUCUAUAAAGUCUGUGGCCCGUAUUCUGAAGUUAAGUUUAAGAUAAACUUUAUUUUAAAGUUGUGGUUUAAUUAUGGAUAGCCAAUAGUGGCAUAAAUUUCUAACAGUAGGCCUAUAUUUUCACUAAAUCAGCUCACUUUUCUCCCAAAUCAUUCUUAACUGUUUCAGAAUGAUAAAUGAGAUAGCCUUCUUCUAAUUCACAAGCUAGGAAAGAGCACAGUAGACAUAAGAAACAUCCAAUGUCAGGAAAAUUUUGACAUUUUUGGCUGUCCAUAAAUUUAGCACAGAGUUAGGCCAUGGUCUAAGUAAAAACCGAUUUCAGAAUACGGGCCAAUACCGGUAAGUCUUAUAAUCCUAAAGUGAUGGCACAUAAAUUUGCUUUAUGAUAAAUAAAAGUAUACAAAAGAUGUCUUGAAAACUAUUCACUAUCUCAACUAAUUGCUUUUAUUCAUUUUAUCAGAACAAUAGACCAUUUCUGACUUACCCCAUGGAGAAGUUUGUUCAAAUAUUUCCUUUCUUCUAUUUCUUCUAAUUUCAAAGCAAAAUAUUAUAUAUGCAUGCUUGACAUAGCAGGAUGCAGAUAUUCAAUAGCCCAAGUGAACAGAAUAGCACGUCAAUUGUAUUUUGCCAACUGUUAAAUCAAGUGGCUAAUGGACGCAUUGUUGCUUUUCAGUGGAUCUCAUGAAAAGCACAAUUAAUGGGAAUAUAUAAACAAUCAAGACAUCAAAGAUGGUGCUUAUCUCAAUGAAUAUUAUACCACCAUGCCAUUUGAGUUCAAAUGACCCUCUGAUCAUUAUGUAGAAUGGAACUAUGAACUAAUUAGAUAAGCAUGUGAAUCCAUUGGCGGAUCAUGUCAUUUACCAGUCACUUGCCAUUAGUAACAUUUGUCGUGAUCGUUGAAUUGUCAUUGAAAUACUAGGUGCAAUUAUUUCAGAUUGCUGAAUUUAACCUUAAACAAGGUUAAUUCUUCCCCUUUUCCCAUUAUUUUAAUAAUAAACUUUGAAAGAUAUUGUAAUUUUUGUUUGGUAUCCUCAGUUUUCGUAAAUGAAUGGAAUACUCUUUAGUGUAUUAUUAUAGUAUAGCUAGCCAUUCCUUCUAAUUAUCUUCAAUCACCUUUAUGAAGUGAAGUACUUAAAAUGUUGGAAGCUAAUGUAUAUUUUCAAAUCAUAUAUUCUUGAAAUUGGGGUACUUAGAUUUGAGAAAUACCUGUUUUAUCCCUCAUAUGUGUAAAAGAAUAAUUUAUAUGCUGUUUAGAUAUAGUGUGAUAUUACUGCUUGACUUUUGACAUGAAAUAUUAAGUUACAUUGAAAUUUGACAAUGUUAUAUUUAUUUGAUAUUUUAUGUUUUACUUUGGCAGCUCUCCUCUGCAGUCAAAUCUUAAGGGAAAAUGCAUAUGGAGAUCUUGUAUAACAAUGACAUUUAGAGAGAUCUGAAACUUCUUUGACAUAAUUGGGAAGACACAGUUUGUUAUGUUAUGUAAGAAGUACAAGGAUGGUGAAGCCCUUUCCAUUUCUGGUAAGAUCUCAUAAGCGACUUUGCCUAGUCUCUUGUUUUUAGCUAGCGAGUAGCAAGAAAAAGGCAAAAAUAAGUUCCUUCAAUUUUUCUCCUGAUCAAGAUGAUUAAUAAACAAAUCAGAGAUGAAAAGAGUUCCAGUUUGACAUUUCAAAAAGACUUGUUAUAACAAAUACUUGUACACAAGUUAAAAAACAAGUUUAUUAUCAGCUGAUUGAAUUAAGCGACUGUUGUUUCAAAAUUUUUAUUGUAACAAGUCUUAGUAUAUAGGUCCCAGACCUAUCAUAAUCCAGAAAUUAAUUCAUGCGAGCUGUUAUACUUUGAGUCCACUGUUUGUGUAGUAUUAAGCAAAUAAUAACCAUUGGUGAAGGUGAUGGGCAAACCAUCACUUUCGAGGCGAGCUGGAUGUAGCGAAGCGAAGCUGAGGAAAGAUAGCCACAUCCAGCUUGCCAUCACUUGAAAUCAAGAGGUGAUUAUAGGCUUUAUAUUCCACAUCUGGAACCACUAUAGUGAAGAAACAGAUACCAGUGUGUUGACUCGGUCUUACCGGGAGGUCGUGAAAUCAAACCCAGGCCACGUCAGACCAAAAAGACGUUAAAAGAUGCGAGUUGCUGCUACCCUGUCUAGGGCUGCACAGUGGCUGUCGGGCCCAUGAUCAAUUGGGCAAAACAAAUUUUUGAGUAUUUCUGUUUCUGAUUUCUGAUAAAAUGAUGAUUUUUGAUUUUCAAUUUUUCAAUAUUCAUACGUCUCUACAAGAAGAAGUUUUAUUUUAAAAAAAUCAUGAUUUCCUUUGGAAAAAAAAAAACUAUUGUGCUUGUUUUACUGCUAGCGCGUAUGUAUACUGCGCAUGCUCAUCUAGACCUUGCGACAUUGUCACUGUUUGGAUGGAGAAUUAAUGAGAAUGAUGGAACAAAAAAUAGAAUGACAACGACCUCUUCAUUUCGCGCAUACUCAAACUAAUUUAUUAUGUGUUAUGACCAUAUUGGGUGAAAAGAUCGGUGAAACACAAAAGUUCCAUCACUGCGAGUGAUGAUUGAUGGGGAAACUACCCUUUAUCACGGGAAUGGCGUCUGACCAAUUUUAUGGCAAGGGUCUAAUUUAUGCGGAAUACAAAUUAAUAUAAAUAAACUGGGCUCAGAUGCUUAAAACAAAGCAACAAUCAAGAAAUCAGCACUGUGACAAAUGCGUGCAUUUAUUAUAGGACCUUCUUUUAAUGAUAUUUGCUGAAUCAAGCAUGAAUUGAUGCAUAAUGAGAUACGUACACUUCAUAGUUUAAAUCAUGGUUGUAAAAUCACCCUUAUUGAUGAUGGGAACAUUGAGUUAGUAUGUAUGGAUUUCUUAUUUCUCAUUGUAAAUAUAUUAUUGUUAAUAAUAUUAUUACCUGUAGGUGUGUGUAUGUGAAAUAGUAUUCAUGUGACAGUACAACUGCCUCUUAAGUAAAGAUAGCUAUAAAGUUCUCCACCGUGUGAUGUAUAUUGUUUUUUCUAGCUUAAAGCUGUGUAUAGUUUAUUAAUAUAUACAUUGAAAUUUUAUGAUUAUCAAUUAUGUGGUGCAUUUGAAUAGUGUUAUAUUAUGAUGGCAUGAUAUUGUAGUGCAAGCUGUUCAAAAUCUGUUUCUGUACUUGCUUUUUGAUAAACAGUAGCUGAAAAUAUUUUACUUCUAUUUCAACUUGUACUGUGAGAUUCCCUCAGUUUGAUGCUAUUUUUCAUGAAUCAACCAAUUACUAAUUGAUGUAAUUUGCAAAGGGAGAAACGGUACGCUGUGACAAAACAGCUGACAAUCUGUGCAUCUGUUAAAGGGAAGUUUCUAAUGAAGUGUUCUCUGUUUAAAAUCUUAACGUCAGUAAAGGUGAGCUGUAUUAUCAAAUUUGUUUAUUGUCAAUUUAGGGAAGUAAUCCACUGACCAUUUUGAUGAAUUUACCUGUACUUCAACUGUUUGGUUAUCCUCUAGCAGGUUUAGACAUUUUUAAUCAUUCAUUUCCUUUACCUAAAGUGAAAAUCCCAAAGAAUAUGGUAUCAAUGAAGCUAUUUUUUAUUGGUGGUGUGGGGCUUAGAUCUACCUAUUUUUGUUCUUCAACUUGAAUUCAUUUCUGUGAGUAUGGAUGCAUUACUAUGAAUUUGGAGUGCUUGGUGUACACAUGCAUAUUCAUAGGAGAAAUGCCACCAUUGUUGUAAAAUAAAGAAUGACUAUAACUAAUAAUUAUAGUGAAAUCAGAUGUAUGCAGUAAUCUUUCUUUUGGUGCUCUUCACUUACAAAUACAUUUUCCAUCAAAAUUAGUAUUUAUGAUUUCAAUUAUUGAAAAAUUCGAUUUCAGUUUGUUUAUAUUUUGUGUGGAUAACAAUAUUUCCUGUGUAAUUUAUCUUUCCAUUUUAUAAUGUAAGUGGUUAAUGACCAAUCUCUUAUUAAAUGUAUUUUGAUGUCUUUAUUACUUGGCAUGACAUGCAUUUGUUAACAUCAUUUUUAAUUACCCAUUUUGUUAAUGUCAUUUUCUUGCAUUAUAUUUCUUGAUUAUAAACAGGCAAAUAGAAGACACAUAGCUUAGAUAAUCAAAAUUAUACUGCAAACUAGUAAAGAAGUAUUAUGCGAGAAUGCAUGUCAGAAUUUUACAUGGAUGGAUAUUGUUUUUAUCCAAGUCAUGCUGAGCUUUAAUUAUUUCUGUUUUUCUAGUGGAAAUAAUUUUGGAAAUGCAAGGUUCAUGUUAUACAAGGCUCCACAUUAACUUUUUUUGGUGGUGGCCCGUUCGGGCCACCAAAACCAUCAAAUAAUUUUUUUUGGUGGCCCGAUAUUAAAGUUUGGUGGCCCGAAAAAUAUAAAGAAACACAUUAAAAAGUAAUAAAACAAGCUUCUGAAAUAUUAAUUCUGCAGCCACUACCACUAAGUUACUUUCACUUUAUCAUCUUGUAUGUAAACCUUGUUUGCUGUUAUUUUACUUUGCUAAUUGGCUUGUGGUAAAAUAUGAAUUGUUUCUAUCGUAAAAAUUAAAUGAUUGAAAGAGAAUAAAUGAA